Paramormyrops kingsleyae is the source of this 2903-nucleotide messenger RNA. RefSeq names its product polyserase-2-like. Gene Ontology annotation, biological process: proteolysis. The record is from RefSeq and is a predicted model, not a curated record. Gene Ontology annotation, molecular function: serine-type endopeptidase activity. Lineage: Eukaryota; Metazoa; Chordata; Actinopteri; Osteoglossiformes; Mormyridae.
UGUGAAAUUGUUUUAGCUAGUUUAUUCACAUCUCCAUGCAGGUUAAUGUAAGUACUUCUGGGUGGCUCAGUUGGUCUGCAGGGUUGGGGGACUGACACACUAUGUGUGUGGUGUCUGUAGGCUUUUCCUGGGUCACCUAGGUUUUCUCAUGACUCAGACAUGCACUUGGGUUAAUUUGGUGUCUAAAAAGCCCACAAUGUGUAGUUUUGCCCUGCGAUGCACUGACACCCCCCUCCCCCCACACACACAUACACUGUGACUCUGAUCUGUAUUAGUAGUUAGAAGAUCCAUUGGUGUAGAGUUUUAGAAAUGAUCUGACAUGCAUAGACAUGCUAAUUCACCACCCCCCACCCUCAUUAUAUACACCAGCCCAGUACCAGGGAGGAGCCCCUUUAAGCUACACGUCAGCCUGCUAAGUUUAUGUAAAUUUGAGACCCCUGGGUUAAAUGCAUGGGGUCAACAAGGUACUGAAAACACUUAUGUUUACUAACGUUUCAUCCAUGACAUUUUUACACGCUCUCAUUAACAAGGUGUCUUCACCCUCAGACCUGUUGUUGACUGUAAACUCUAGACAUUAAUGGUUGCAGAUUCCAGGAUAAAAGCUAGAACGGUAGGUUGGGAUGUGUUGAGGGUAAAAUUAAGUUAGUCCAAGAUAAAAGUUUAACAGUAGCAAAGGCGCGUCCACGGAGUGGGAGCUUCACUGGAAGCAAUGGCUCUUGGGACAAGCGUGUGCUUUCUGGUGCUGCUGGGUCUGGUCGUUAAGGUGUGUGGCCAAGCUGCUCUCAACACCAGGAUAGUGGGAGGUCAGAACACCUCUGUGGGAAGUUGGCCCUGGCAGGCCAGUCUGUACUGGAAUGGUUUCCACAUGUGUGAAGGAUCCCUCAUCAACAGUAUGUGGGUGCUCACUGCUGCCCACUGCUUCUCCAGCACAAACACAACUGGCUGGAGUGUGCAUCUGGGCCAACAGAAUCAGGAAAAUGUGAACCCCUCCCACAUCAUCCUUCAUCCACUUUACAACAGUCAGACACACGAUAAUGACAUCGCUCUACUAAAGCUCAAUGCCGCUGUGAACUUCACCAACUACAUCCAACCCAUCUGCCUGGCAGACAAUGGCAGCACCUUCUACAGCGGCACUGAGACCUGGGUCACUGGCUGGGGAGAUGUUAGCUUGAAUGUCUCUCCACGAUCACCUGUGACUCUACAGGAAGUGCAGACCCCUGUAGUAGGAAAUGGGAUCUGUAGUUGCCUUUAUGAAAUGGUAAACAUCACAAUCACAGACAACAUGAUAUGUGCUGGUCUCCUACAAGGAGGGAAGGGCUCAUGUCAGGGAGACUCUGGGGGUCCACUGGUGGCCCAGCAGGGCUCUGUCUGGAUCCAGGCUGGGGUUGCGAGCUUUGGCUGUGUAGAAACAAACUACCCUGAAGUUUUCACCCGGGUGUCCUAUUAUGAGGAUUGGAUCAACUUCACCAUCGCCACUGACCAGCCAUGCCUUGUCACUUUCCUCUCCAAUGGGACAGAGAGCAACAAUGGCACCUGCACUGGUGUAACACCAACUCCCACAUCCUCCACCCCGUCGGAUUCAUUUACCUCCAACAUCACCUUCAACACCACAGAGAAUUCAUCUAUGCCGACCACCACUGCCCAAUCCUCCUUCACCUCAGAGACUUCAUCUACCUCCACCACCAUUGCCCAACCGAAUGUAUGUGGUUUCGCUCCACUGAAUAACGCUGGGAACAGCGAGUUUGUGGAGGCAGGGGUGUGGCCCUGGCAGGUCAGCCUGCACAGGAAUGGGGUCCAGGUCUGCGGGGGCACUCUCAUAACACAGACAUACGUCUUGAGCACAGCAGAGUGUUUCAACAGCUCAGUACCCAACAGCCAGUGGACAGUGGUUCUGGGUAUGAAUGUGUCACUUGGGGUGUCUGACAUCGCCCUGAGCAACCUGCCGGGUCCUAACAUCGCUUUGCUCCACCUGGCCAAAAGUGUGACCCUGACCGACUACAUCCAGCCCGUGUGCCUGGACUUGGAUAACAUCGUAUUCACCAGUGGGGCAAAGUGCUGGGUGACACGAUUGAACAGUGAUGAGGGUGGAGUCCACCAGCAGGAGACGUCGGUGGAAGACUGUGCGUCCGUCUCACCUGAUGACAUCUGCACUCCAGCUAUAAGCUCACUGACGGGGUACACAGGGGGGGCACUGGUUUCCCAGAACAGCAGCACCUGGUUCCAGGGUGCAGUGAUAAUGACAAAUAGCUCCAGCUCAAAAACGAGACCACAGCAGGUCUUCAUAUCGCUGUCCAAGUUCAAGAAUUUCCUCGAAGGGAAUGUGGGGCCGAUGCCACAGCCCAGCAGAGCAGGACAGCACUUCCCUGCCCUCCUCACCCUCUCCCUCUCAUUGAUGUCACUCUGCGGCCACUGACAUCCUCAACUGUUUCUCUCCUCAUCAAUCAGCACCGUUUCUGUAACAUUAAAACCAAAUUAUAGACUGUAUGACAAAAAGUAUCUCAAUCUAACCGUUUAGUUUCUAAAAGUACCUUUUUGUUUACUCUUUUCAAAAUUUACCCUGUCUUUUAUCAUUUAAUUUUGUUUACCAUUUUAAAAAUUAAAAGUAAAUUACUGCCUGUAUUAAAAUAUUUAUUAAUAAUCAAGACAAACUUGACUGAACUAAAUCAUUUACAAUUAAAUUUAAACUCAUUAUGACUGGAUAUUUAAUUGAACAGAAAAUUUCUACAAAAUUCUGCUUCUCUCAUUAUCUUACAUUACUUUUAGCUUCUGAAAUAUAAGCAGUCUAUGUAAUAUAUAUUUUCCAAUCAGUUGUCUUUACCACUGUUCGUGUGUAAUCAUGUGUAGUCAGAUAUACAAUAUGAUACUACUUUAUAUGUCAAUUAAAAACUUUUAAAAAUUUUAAA